Erigeron canadensis is the source of this 1363-nucleotide messenger RNA. RefSeq names its product ethylene-responsive transcription factor CRF5-like. The transcript has a single exon. The coding region runs from base 136 to 1155 and encodes 339 amino acids. Lineage: Eukaryota; Viridiplantae; Streptophyta; Magnoliopsida; Asterales; Asteraceae. Gene Ontology annotation, biological process: regulation of DNA-templated transcription. Gene Ontology annotation, molecular function: DNA binding; DNA-binding transcription factor activity. The record is from RefSeq and is a predicted model, not a curated record.
AUCACUCCCCACACUUUUAGCUACCCCUCGACCGUUUCAUAUUUCUUCUCUACUCUAUCAUAAAUUAAUUAAUAACAAUAAUAUUUUCUUUAAACAUCUUUCAAUUCGAUCAUCUUUUAAUUAACAUGUGAAGAAAUGGUACACUUUCUGCCCUCUUCUUCUUCUUCUUCAAAAUUGAUCAGUGUAAAUCGUGUAAUUACAACCAAGGAACAACCGAUAAUCGGUUCACCAAGGAUGUUAACAAUGUCUAUGACUGAUCGAGAUGCCACCGAUUCUUCGAGUGAUGAUGAACAAGAAGAAAACAACAACAACAACAACAACAAGAAGCAGCAGUUAUUGGGUCAUGUCGUCAAGAAAGUUAAAAGGUAUGUGAGUGUCAUCAAAUUUGAAACAAGUACUUCUAGGAAUAUUGAUCAUAUGAUUGGAGAAAACAAUAAUGGUGGCAAGAAAAAACCCAAACGUAGUAGGAUCCGAAAAAAACAAGGAUCAUCAUCAAUGGACAAUAAGGUUUUAGAUCAAAAGGAGGCGGAGGGCCGUUUAGGGAUGAAUCAUGAACGAAAGUAUCGCGGUGUAAGGAGACGACAAUGGGGGAGAUGGGCUGCUGAGAUUCGUGACCCUAUAAGUCGUACUAGGAUUUGGUUGGGUACUUAUGAUACUGCAGAGGAAGCCGCUUUGGUUUAUGACCAAAGAGCUAUUGAGUUACGUGGCUCCCAAGCCCAAACUAACUUUUUGCCCCCACCACCACCACCUCUGGUGGGGGCGGCCCCAUAUAUUGAUCGGGUGUCAAUAAUGCCCGAUCAAUAUUCUGAUCAUUCUCAUAGUACUCUUCUUUCCUCACCAACCUCAGUUUUACGUUUUGAUGAAGAGGGCACCAAAAACCCCUUGACUCCUAUAGAACUACCUCAUGAACCGAGUAGUACUAACCCGUUUUCUUAUGAUAAUUAUUCGGAUUAUGAUAUGAAUUUUGAAUACGAUUUCUUUGAUUUUCGGGUACCCUCUCCGGUUGUCCUUGAAGAAUUAGUUAACUUUCCGAACAAUAUUGAUGAUGUGGAUGUUGAAUCAAGCGAAGUACUCUUAAAAUUGGAUGAUGAUAUCAGUUCAUGGAAAUGGGAUAUGGAUAGCUUCUACCAAGAUCCUCUUGUUGCGUUGAAAUAAUAUUUGGGCUUACAACCAAUUGAGGAUAUUAUUCAUCAAUUAACACAUUGCUAGUUUUGAUAUCCAGUUUUCUAGAAAUAAGAUGCAUGUUGGAUGAUGAUGUUAAUAAUAAAUAGUAGUAGCAAUGAACAUAUGCGAUGGAAUAUUGGAAUGUCUAUGUUUAUUUGGUUCGUUUGUAUACGAUGAUGCACAUUGCUUUAAAGUAACU